AUGGAACCCCGGCAGGAUCUGUACAAGACUCUGGCAGAGGACCUCAAUGAUUUCGUGGAGGAGAGCCUCCAGCCCGACCGGGAGUGGAAGAGGAAAGAGCAGGAUGCUUGUCACCGAUGUGCCAUUUUCUUGAAGAAUCACUGCUUCCAGGAUAUGCAGGUGGCAGGCCGAAAUGUCCAGGUGCUGAAGGUGGUGAAGGGUAGCUCCUACGGAAAGGGGACAAUGCCGAACCACACCUCCAACGUGGACUUGAUCCUAUUCCUGAGCUGUUUCUCCAGCUUCCAAGACCAAGCAGAGCUCUGUACGGAUGUCAUUGACUUCAUCAAGAAGAAAGUGGAUCACUUCAGUCGGAGCCUGACCUACGGCCUCUCUGUGACUUCCCACCAGAGCAGGAGCCCCCACUCCCUGGCCAUCCAGGUCCAGGCCAAGAAGAACAGCGAUGUCAUCAAAGUGGACGUGGUCCCUGCUUUCGACGUUCUGGGAAAAGCCUUCCCGGACUCUACACUACCACAGGAAAUCUAUGAAAACUUAAUAACCUACGAAGGCUACCCUGGGGAGUUCUCACCCAGCUUCACCAUCUUGCAGCGAUACUUCGUGAAAGGUCGCUCUGUAAAGGUCAAGAAACUCCUGCGGCUGGUGAAACAUUGGUGGUACCUGCAGCAUGAGAAACACAAACACACAGAAGUGGCCUUACCUUCAAAAUACGCCUUGGAGUUGCUGACCAUCUACGCCUGGGAAACAGGCACAGGCGAACGUGAGAAUUUCGACCUGGCCAAAGGCUUUAGGACAGUGAUGAAGCUCCUCCAAGAUUAUGAUGAUAUCUGCAUCUACUGGACCAAGUACUAUAACUUCGAAAAUGAGGCUGUCAGAAUCUUUAUCAAAAAACAGCUGAAGGAACAAAGGCCCGUGAUCUUGGACCCUGUAGAUCCCACCAACAAUCUGGGGAGAGAAAAAAGAUGGGAUGUGAUGGCCAAAGAGGCUGCCUACUGCCUACAACAGGCCUGCUGCAGGACUGUGGACCCGUGGCCAGUGCAAGCGGCAAGAGAUGUUCAGGUGAAAGUGAAGGUGCUGGGUGAGGUGGUCCAGACACUCAUGGUGGACCCUUACAGUCCCAUCUGGAAGAUGAAAAGGAGCUUCAAGAAGAUGUGUCAGGUCUGCGGGAAGCAUCUGUUUUCCUUCCAGGAGCCUGGAGACGAGCGGAAACUACUCAGCAACUCCAAGACGCUGGCGGAUUAUGGGCUCUUUGCCAGCGUGACAGUCUCGGCUCUGAAGAUGGAGCCUGGGGAGAUCCAGGUCUUUGUGAAGGACAGCAGCGGCCAUAGCGAGCCCUAUGCCAUUCGCCCUGACGCCUCCAUCUCUGACCUGAAGGAGAAGAUUGAGGAGGAAGGGGGGCCCGAUGCAACAGAUCAGAUACUCAAAUUCCCAGGCCACAAAGUGCGUUAUAGUAGCUUUCUCUCAGACCUGCAGGUCCAAGACUGUGACACCCUCCUGCUCUUCACGAAAGAUUACUAGUCCCCCGGGCGGUGGCCAGGCAUCAGGGUGACCACCUGGCCCUCAGACCACAGUGUUGCUUUUUCAUGGUUUUGCCUUAGAGCAGACUCCAGAACUAGCCGCUUACAGAUGCCGCCUGUGGACGUGACCAGUGACUGGGACGCCCCAAACACUGUGACUAAAACUGUCACCCUUACAAAAUUGUUUAGGUCCAGUGUCAGGGAUUUUCUGAGACAAUGGACUGUGAAAAUGAUCACUGAUCGAUUAAGAUCGGAGACAGGAAAUUCCCAGAUUGCCGACAGCAGAAAUAAACUGCGCAGCUAG
Molecule: messenger RNA, 1815 nt
Organism: Sorex fumeus (smoky shrew)
Lineage: Eukaryota; Metazoa; Chordata; Mammalia; Eulipotyphla; Soricidae
Product: 2'-5'-oligoadenylate synthase-like protein 2
Exons: 6
Biological process (GO): negative regulation of viral genome replication; regulation of ribonuclease activity; defense response to virus
Cellular component (GO): nucleoplasm; membrane; cytosol
Molecular function (GO): double-stranded RNA binding; protein binding; 2'-5'-oligoadenylate synthetase activity
Source: RefSeq, a predicted model, not a curated record